Messenger RNA from Ustilago hordei, 864 nucleotides. RefSeq lists its product as uncharacterized. The transcript has 2 exons. The record is from RefSeq and is a predicted model, not a curated record. Gene Ontology annotation, cellular component: preribosome, large subunit precursor. Gene Ontology annotation, biological process: ribosomal large subunit assembly. NCBI's taxonomy places the organism in Eukaryota, Fungi, Basidiomycota, Ustilaginomycetes, Ustilaginales, Ustilaginaceae. Bases 1 to 864 code for a protein of 287 amino acids.
AUGGCGGUAGAAAAGUCAAAGUCAGGCAAGGCGUCGGCCGGACCUCGACGCAGGCGACAGAGAAAAACGAGAACUCUUGCCCUUUCCUCACGCGAUGACUCCGACUCCUCCCCAUCAUCUUCAUCUUCCAGCAACGACGAUUCGGAAAGCGAUGAGGCAAAUACGAAGUCUGCGAAUAGGGAGUCACCUCCACCCAAGAGGGCGCCUUCGGCUUCCUCAUCUUUGUCGUCAUCUUCUUCAUCCAGCUCUGCGAAUUCCACAUCGUCGUCAGAGAGUAACGGGUCCGACCCGGACUCACCCGCUGCUCGCAAACGCACCUCAAAGAAUCGCACUACUGCACCGAGUGAUAUCAUGCAUGCUUCAGCGGCAGCCUCGUCAUCAGGAAAGCACAGGCAUGUCUUCAGAUUAACACCCGAGCCAGAAUUGGACGAGGCGGACUCCAUUCCCGUCAAGAAGCGCACGAGUCACAGAGAGCAGGCCAUAAAAGCUCUUGAACCGGCAAAACUUAAACUUCCUUCGCGAUGGCAGCACAUCGUUAACGCAAUGAAAUCGUCACCUUCGAGCAAACGAGAUUUCGAGGGCGACAGCACGUCCAACACGCAGCAGUCCAAGGCCCAGCAAGAGCGCCGUCGACAGGCCUUCCGCUCGCUCUGGCUCAAAGCCAUCGCUAAUGAAUUUGAAGAUGAGCUCGACAGCAUUCGUACCCGCGAACCCUCUCUUGGUGCAGACGGUGGUACAAGGCUUCCGCUCUUCAUUGAUGCUCUUGCGUAUGGCUCAGAGCUUUUCACUGCGCCGUCAGGUAAAGAGCAAGUUCAUGGACGCACGGACGACAUUGACGAGCUAGCACUCACCGCGAACCUGUGA